Messenger RNA from Hymenoscyphus albidus, 3690 nucleotides. Lineage: Eukaryota; Fungi; Ascomycota; Leotiomycetes; Helotiales; Helotiaceae. The record is from the annotation of a GenBank genome assembly.
UUCUAUUACUACAUAAAUUACUUCAUCCCACUUGUUUUUAUUCACUUGCAUUGCUCGAGAUUUGUGAAUCUUUCACCAGCCACACUUCAGCCACCCUUGGACAUGAUCAUGAUCCACGGGAGCUUCUCCUUCACCGAGCUAUGAAUGACAGUGUCAUUUCUAACAACAACCCCAAACUCCAAUACUAUACACAGUCCGUCUUUUGACUGCCUUCAUUUCUGACUUGUUGUAUUGCUGUAGAGUGAUAUCUGCCGAGUCCAUUGGCUACACUGCAAUUACACAGUCCCACGCGCAAUGCACAACUGACAGCCCUGUCUUGCGAGGCUGAACGAUACAGAAAUGGCGACGGGUAUUUCCCCUCGCCGAAGAGGAUUGCCACCACCUUGAUACUAAUAUGUCAUAGUUAGGGUAUGCGUCUGCGGCGAUGAUGGCGCCGGAAAGUCGAGUCUUAUAACCUCAUUGGUGAAGGAUGUCUUCGUAACAAACAAGAUCCAAUCCGUCCUCCCUCAAAUUACAAUUCCUCCCACGAUUGGCACGCCUGAAAAUGUCACAACCACGAUCGUUGAUACCUCGGCCCUACCACAAGAACGAAACAUAUUACGAAAGGAACUGCGGAAGUCAAAUGUCAUCCUGCUUGUCUACUCAGACCAUUACAGCUACGAGCGGGUCGCCUUAUUCUGGAUGCCAUAUUUCCGAUCACUAGGUGUUAAUGUACCUGUUGUAUUAUGCUCCAACAAAUCGGAUCUUACCUCUACAGGGAGUAUGGCACAAGUGGUGGAAGACGAGAUGAUGCCAGUAAUGGCCGAAUUCAAAGAAAUCGAUUCGUGUAUACGGACAAGCGCUCGCGAACAUCACAAUGUCAACGAGGUCUUCUUUCUCUGCCAGAAAGCUGUUACACACCCAAUUGCUCCUCUUUUUGAUUCAAAAGAAGGACAUCUGAAGCCAGCUGCCGUAGCUGCCCUCAAGAGAAUUUUCUAUCUAUCAGACAAGGAUCAAGAUGGCCAUUUGAACGAUCAAGAAAUGCAUGACUUUCAAGCGAAAUGUUUCGAGAAAUCAUUGUCGGACGAUGAUCUGGAUAAUAUCAAAUCAUCUAUAAGCAAAGCCUUUCCUAGAUCUGAUCUGGAUAGAGGAAUCGACCAGCAAGGGUUUAUACAUCUCAACAAGUUAUUUGCGGAAAAGGGGAGGCAUGAGACUAUAUGGAUCAUACUACGAAAAUAUCACUACACAGACAGUCUGAGCUUGACAGAUAGCUUCCUCCACCCCAAAUUUGAGAUCCCCGAGUACUCUUCUGCUGAGUUGAGUCCGGCUGGGUACAAACUUUUCGUGGACAGAUUCCUCUUGUUUGAUCAAGACAACGAUGGAGGUUUGACAGACGCUGAUCUCCAGGCUCUUUUCGCGCCUACCCCAGGAUUACCCCAGGUUUGGUUGGAAACAUCUUUCCCAGCUUCUACUGUUCGUAAUGAGAGAGGCCACGUUACUCUCCAGGGUUGGCUUGCACAGUGGUCAAUGACUACAUUUGUCUCGCCAACUACUACACUCGCAUACCUAGCAUAUCUCGGUUUCGAGCCUCCAAGUCCUCGUGAGUCAACCACGUCCGCACUCAAAACUACAAAAUCCAGAAAACGUCGCCGGCGUCCUGGUAGAGUUGAGCGAAACGUGGUUCUUUGCUACGUUCUCGGUGCGCCCGCAUCAGGGAAAUCGUCGCUUCUAGAUGCAUUUCUGAACCGACCCUUUGAUUCUUUAUAUCACCCCACCAUCAAACCACGUACAGCAGUCAACAGCGUCGAGCUUCAGGGCGGUAAGCAAUGCUACUUAAUCCUCGAAGAACUCGGCGAACUCGAACCAGCAAUCCUCGAGAAUCGCGCAAAGCUAGAUGCCUGCGAUCUAAUAUGCUACACCUACGAUUCCUCCGACCCAGACUCAUUCUCACAUAUCGUUUCACUGCGGAAGAAAUACCCACAUCUCGAUGAGUUGCCCGCUAUCUACACAGCGCUGAAAGCAGACCAGGAUAAAACGACUCAGAGGUCGGAAAUGCAACCUGAUCAAUAUACCAUGGGUCUUAACAUGAAUGCCCCAUUGCAUGUUAGUGUUACUUGGCAUAGCAUUAGUGAGCUUUUUGUUACGCUUGCCGAGGCGGCUACCAAUCCGCUACUGGCGUUUCCGAAGAGUGAGGAGGAGGCGCCAGAUCGCACUGGUGUUUAUAUUGCGCUUGGGGCGACGGCUUGUGCGGCGUUAGCGGCGGCGAUGAUUUAUAAGAGGGUGACAAAUGCGAGUUGAUCUCUGUCUUUGUAUGACGAGAGAAAGCCCACUCUUGGGGCCCAUUGGAUUUGAGAGUAUAAAGGAACUAUUUUAUUAAUCAAUGAUACCCCAUCCUUCUUAUUGAGAGUCUAUGGAUUCGAUAUAACAGCCUUUCCAAAUUACUGCGCUGCUGCUUUCUGCCUCCCAAACCACCUCCUUUUUCUGAUUCGCUUAUUUUGCUAAAUGCACCAUACUCAUGUAAGCGUCACAGGAUUCCUCUCAUAACCAGCCAACUUCUCUUGCGUCCAACCCCCCGUCUUCCCAAUCGUACUCGCAAUCCCCGUUGUAGCUCCGCCCCCCAAUAGAACAGCAAAGAUACCCUUCUGAGCGAGCCCCUCAUACGCUGGCCUAGACAAAUCGAACGGCUCCUUAUUAUCCAACAAGGUCUUCACAUUCUUCAUUCCCACCAUCCCAGCCGGUUCAAGGCCCAAUAUUUCCGGAUUCACAUUCUGCAAGUCCUUCCCAAUUCGCUCGUCUCCAAAGAUAUAAGUGCCCCCCGUUCACCAUUUCUCCUCCUCGAGAUACGACACCGCUUCGGUCUUGUACGGAAGGCGACUCGCGGGGAUCUGCCACGGCAUGACGGGGACAUCGAGUCCAGAAUUGAGAUUUGAGCAGAAGUCGUAGAAACGCUCCCAUUCGGACGGACUGUAGCAGUAUCCAUUCCCAUACCCCCGUAUGGUAAGAUCAUCAGCUUCAUAGCGAUCGAUAGCCAAGAAAUCAGGCGCGUAGGCGCCGGUGUAGACACCGAGACUCUUAAUAUAAUCCACUGUUUGCUUCGCGAUCUCGCGAAGAUCUGCUUCUGUUUUGCUCUGGUCAGAUCCAAGUUGCGUUCCCGACUCCCCAGAUGUUGGCCUGCCAUCCGAAGGUUACGUCGUGAGCGACGAGCCGGACAACCCAGUUGACGGCGGAAACAUAUCCUUUGAGCGUGUUAGUGAUGUCCUCAGGUAUGUCACCCUUGACGGCGCGGUACUCGAGGGCACCACGGAGUGCCUCGCGAACUGGCAUGGCGAAGUCGGGCGAGAGGUUUUGCUGUUGACAUGUUCCUAAAAAUUCAGGAUUCAGGAUGUACGCAGCGGGCACCUCUCUCCCUCCCUUCUCUUUCGCUGUUUUCACGGCUAUCUACAGUGACAAGAUCAGAUUUGAAAACCCGUGCUGGAUUUCUGUCUCGUUCUGCAGACGGAUAUUCGGGUCCCCCAACGAUAAAUUGGUUGUAUAUGCGACCAAGAUUGGGAGAACGGAUUUGCCCACUUUGGCUUCGACGUCGGCUGCCAAUUGAACGGUUCUCUUGGUGCUUUCGUCGGAGGAGACGUGGGUGUAGAGGUCUCCGGUGCCGUCUGUCCCGGCGUACCUGAAGAUUGAGGAUGCUUUUGCGGCGACGAAGUCUUUUCCCGU